AUUAUUAUUGUAAAGGAUGGGGAUAUGGUCUUAAUCCAAUGCGUGGACUAUAUUUAUAUUUUUUGGGGUCAUGGAAUUUUAUUUGUAGGUGCGCGGUCAUCAUAGCACACUGUGGCAAAAAGGUGAAGAGCUUUUGACACAUAUGUCAGGAAUAUGCAAUAAAUGUGCUAUAAUCUACGUUUGGUGACGUUGGAAAUUCUUGUCAUGCGUCCCUUUAAAAGGCGUGGUGACGGAAUUGAAAGCCAACCGACGUAGUUAGCUGUCAGCGUACUUCAGUGGAUAUAGUCACUCGAUUGCGAUAUUCGUGCGCCUCGCUGACGCUGUACAAUCGUACACUGUCCUUGCUUGCUGGAAGAGGAUUCUGAUAUUUUCCAGGGUAAUUAGCAUUCCAGAAUCAUUCCGACUGUCUACACAGGAGUAAACACGCAGGAGACCGGCGCAUGCCUAUGGACCGCAGAUAUUGCCGUGGUGUAUGCGCUCUCGGUGUCUCAUCUGUUUUGUAGUUAACGUUAGAUACAGCAGCGUUUGUAACACACAUUAAAAUGGCCACAGACGAGCUGUCGUCAAAGCUCAGCCGUCGGCUGCAGAUAGAAGACGGUGCCGAGGAACCGGUGGCCGUUGAUGAGGGUGGUCAGGGACAUGAAAACGGAGCGGGUGAGGAGAAGGCAGCCACAGCGAACGCAGACUCUGAGUUGGGCGCUAAACUCAUGCGGCGGGGGGAGUUGAACGACGGAGUGGGUGAACACCAUCAGCCGAGCAUGAAGGUCUUCAACCCCUACACUGAGUUCAAGGAAUUCUCCAGGAAACAAAUCAAAGAUAUGGAGAAAAUGUUCAAACAGUACGACGCGGGGAAGGACGGCUUCAUAGACCUGAUGGAGCUGAAGCUAAUGAUGGAGAAGCUGGGGGCACCACAGACCCACCUGGGCCUGAAGAACAUGAUUAAGGAGGUGGACGAGGACCUUGACAACAAGCUGAGCUUCAGAGAGUUCCUCCUGAUCUUCAGGAAGUCUGCAGCAGGGGAACUAGCGGAGGACAGCGGUCUCAGUGUUCUGGCUCGGCUAUCAGAGAUUGACGUGUCCACUGAGGGAGUGAAGGGAGCCAAGACCUUCUUUGAAGCCAAAGUGGCGGCUGUCAACGCGGGCAGCCAAUUCGAGGCGGAGAUCCGGCAGGAGCAAGAAGAGAAGAAGAAGCAGGCGGAGGAGAAGAAGCAGAGGCAAGCCGCCUUCAAGAACCUCCAGUCGGCCUUCAAAUGACCACCUCUUCCUCAGCCCCUACUGUCCCACCUCCACUGUCUGUCUGUUCUUUCAGUGUCCCGGUGAUUUUUCUGCCUCCAUUUUGAAAUCUAGUCAUCAUAUGCAAGGCGCUGGUAGUCUGUCCAGGGUUAGUCCCUGUCCCUGAGAGAGGAGCAGUUCUAUUCUGCUGAUUCCCCAUUUGAUUUGACCUGACAAGUAACUAAAGAACUACACAUUCAGGGUUGUGCAGAGACCGUUUUACUCUUCUUGUCAUGUUGGGUAUACAAAUAUUCCAUUGCUCCUCUCUAAGUCGGGCACUGAUUUUUAGGCCAUAGCCAUGCCAGAAAUGAAGAUGCAAUGGAUUGGAUACAUGAUGAGAAUAGAUCUGUGAUGCAAUGUCUCUCCUGUACAUUAUACAGUUAUGUGCUACUAGCGUAGGUCUGGAUUUUAGCUGUUUUCUGUAGUGACUGAGGGAAUGUGAAUUCAAAAUUAGGAAUGCAUUUUUAGUGAUGUUGUGAAAAAUUAGGAUUGUAUUUUAACCGAAAGUUAUUUACUUACCAUUGAUUCCAAUGAAUCGGAAUUGUGAGCGUGUGUUCUGAAGAGGUCUUAUCCAAUCCAUUGUGUUACUUGGUACCAGUGACGAUUUUGAGCUACACAUGUCAUGUCCUGUAGGAAGUCUUCUCAAAGGCACAAGUGUCUGACCUAUGGUGUGAGGCAAUCUGUGCACACUUAUUUGCAGACCUUCAAUCACAUUCUAGAAGAGUAGAUCGGGGGGGGGGGUGCAAAUGGUGGCGGAGAACCUUUCUUCCAUUUACCUGGUCCUGGGGGUACCCCUGUGUAUGUUUGUUGAUCCUUCUGUUUAGCCUGGUUUUUGAGGACAAUUUGACAGCUAGAUUUCUUGCAUAACCAACACAUACAGGGCUACUAGAGGACUUGGUGUUCUGUAACAAUGGUCGACCACUCGCCCCUGCUUGGUUUUACUGCAUGAGCCUUGCUUGUGACUCGUCAGUAUCCAACAAUCCCAUAUUGUCAAAGCUUUGCUUAUGGCUUGAAACUAAGUCAAUGUAUGCACUUGACAUCAAAUAAAUGUUUGCUCAAAGCAACAAGCUGUCAACUAGACACCAACCCUUUGAGCACAUGGCAAUACUCUGAGGUGAAAAUAUGCUGUCUGUAGUGAUGUAUACCUUCACCUUUGACCUAUAGACUGAGGUUGCAAUAUAAAGUGUGUGGCAUUAUAAUGCUCUGUAGUAUAGUAAAUGGCUGUCUAUUAUCGUUUUGGAACAUAGUUUGAGAUAUGCAAUCAAUUUGGCCUUUUCAAAGGGUUGACUUACAGAGCUUUGAUAUGCUUAAAUUAAAACUUGUUUAAUGCAAACGCAGCUGUAGCUUUAUUAAACAGACUAAAUUCUAAUAAUUUAUUCAUCGAUUUAUUGGACAGGGGUAGAAAGUAGUCUUUGGUCAUAUCAUUCAUGUACCCUUCCAGGAAAUGUAAUGCAUUUAACUCAACCUAGCUACUUUAAAAAGGACCCAAAUGGGAGCUUAACAUAAAAUGAGGGAAAUGGUUGUAAGUUUUCAGCAUAAGUUUGCGAGCUUCCAACGUAGUGUUAUUAAAGGGUAUCAACGGGUGAUAUCUGGCAGCACAUCACAGUACAACAAAGGUAUGUAAAGAAUACAAUAUUUUUUCAUGACAAUAUACAUUUAAAAAAAAAUGCUUUUAGUUUUGUAUGGUGAGGGGUUCUGUGAAAUGUUCUGCAUUAUGGGUGUUGUACACAAGUGGGUCUCCUGGUAAAAAAGGAAAAAAAAGUGUGUUCACUGGUUACUACACUUCCUGGUGAUGGGCGAUUGGCCAGUUGUAAUUCUGUAAGUGAUUUUAAGAAGAGGUUUAUUUUCUGAUGUGGAGCCUAGUUUGUGAACAGUGAUGCUGUGUCAAAUGUCAAUAGUGAGAACCUGUAGGUUUCUUCCACAGUCCAUUUGGACAUGCAGGUCUGUCCAUGCUCCCUGUCCUAUUUUGUCCUGUGAAAACUAGACUACAGAUGUGAUCCCAUGAUGCAUUCUCACACUACGUCACUACUCCUCUUCGGAUGUACCUUCACCCUGUUCUGACGACGUGAGAGUGGGGUGCAAUAAGCCUGGUCCCAGAUCAGCAUAAAUUGGUUAACCUUCACAAAAAGAGUUGGCUAAUACACUUUAAACAGUUCUGGGACCAGGCCAGGGUGCAGUGGCAGAGAUUGGGUGUCGAGUGCGAACAAACACCGUGAAGUCCACACUUGUUUCUGUCAUUUUCUCUUGUCAUUCCUCCUCUUGAUUUCUUCUGUCUUCAUCAUUACCAGGGGAAAUUGUGCCAAAUGUUGUUUUUUUGUCAACCUACCAUUCCACUGUUGUCUUUAUAACACUUGAGAAAUAAUUAUAUUGACCAUGUGAUAUGAGAUUUAGAUUUAGCAUGAUGAACUGGCGAUGCUCAGGGUACACUAUAGGAAAGUAAUGCUACAAUGUACCAUACGUUAGCUCCUCUCUUUUUGGGCUGUACUGAUAAUGCAGCAGGCGUGAUGUAACCAUAGUACUGGGAAACAUCCACUUGCUUCUGUGUCUCUGACGUUAAAUGUCCAUCUUCAAAGGCUUCCUGUUAAGACCCAGCCUCGGUUUGAAAAGGUAUCAUUAUAAGGAAAUAAGCGGACAAAAGUUGGGGUUGUUUGGCUAUUUGAAUAUUUUUCAUCAGGUUUUUCUGUCUGUCGCUUUGAUCUGUUCUACUUUUUUCAAGGUUCCAUUUUUCCAGAUCCUUUGUUUGUCAUUUUACCUGCAGGCAUCAUCAAAAUUCGUCUGUUUUACGUUGUGAUGAAUGUUAUUGAAUUGUCUUGUAGGCUGAUAAAAUGUGGCUGUUCUAUAAUACACCUUUUUAUUUUACAUUUUCUUACUAAAAUGUAUGAUUAUUCUUGUGGCAAUAAAAAAUAAAAAACACAAUUUGAAACUUG
Molecule: messenger RNA, 4198 nt
Organism: Oncorhynchus kisutch (coho salmon)
Lineage: Eukaryota; Metazoa; Chordata; Actinopteri; Salmoniformes; Salmonidae
Gene: efhd2
Product: EF-hand domain family, member D2
Exons: 4
Coding region: 543-1253 (236 amino acids)
Molecular function (GO): calcium ion binding
Source: RefSeq, a predicted model, not a curated record